Molecule: messenger RNA, 2136 nt
Organism: Prunus persica (peach)
Lineage: Eukaryota; Viridiplantae; Streptophyta; Magnoliopsida; Rosales; Rosaceae
Product: polyubiquitin
Exons: 3
Coding region: 147-1748 (533 amino acids)
Biological process (GO): protein ubiquitination; modification-dependent protein catabolic process
Cellular component (GO): nucleus; cytoplasm
Molecular function (GO): protein tag activity; ubiquitin protein ligase binding
Source: RefSeq, a predicted model, not a curated record
UCCGGGUUUUAAUUAAAUUUCUUAUAUAAAUAAGGGCGUCUCAAUGCCAAACCCUUCAUCGUUUAGAAUUUCAGAUCUGGUAGAAACCAGAGGCAAACCCAAAUUCUUUGAAGCUCUUCUAAGUUCUCUCUCACCUCACUUCCAAGAUGCAGAUUUUCGUGAAAACCCUCACGGGCAAGACCAUCACCCUCGAGGUUGAAAGCUCUGACACCAUUGACAAUGUCAAAGCCAAGAUCCAGGACAAGGAAGGCAUUCCCCCAGACCAGCAGAGGCUGAUCUUUGCUGGCAAGCAGCUUGAGGAUGGCCGCACCCUCGCCGAUUACAACAUCCAGAAGGAGUCCACCCUCCACUUGGUGCUUCGUCUCCGUGGUGGUAUGCAAAUCUUUGUCAAGACCCUUACCGGGAAGACAAUCACCUUGGAAGUUGAAAGCUCGGAUACCAUUGACAAUGUCAAGGCAAAGAUCCAGGACAAGGAGGGCAUUCCCCCUGACCAGCAGAGGCUCAUCUUUGCUGGAAAGCAGCUCGAGGAUGGUCGCACCCUUGCUGACUACAACAUCCAGAAGGAGUCCACCCUUCACUUGGUGCUUCGACUCCGUGGUGGUAUGCAAAUCUUUGUCAAGACCCUUACUGGGAAGACAAUCACCUUGGAAGUUGAAAGCUCGGAUACCAUUGACAAUGUCAAGGCAAAGAUCCAGGACAAGGAGGGCAUUCCCCCAGACCAGCAGAGGCUCAUCUUUGCUGGCAAGCAGCUUGAGGAUGGUCGCACCCUUGCCGACUACAACAUCCAGAAGGAGUCCACCCUUCACUUGGUGCUCCGACUACGCGGUGGUAUGCAAAUCUUUGUUAAGACCCUUACUGGGAAGACAAUCACCUUGGAAGUUGAAAGCUCGGAUACCAUUGACAAUGUCAAGGCAAAGAUCCAGGACAAGGAGGGCAUUCCCCCAGACCAGCAGAGGCUCAUCUUUGCCGGUAAGCAGCUUGAGGAUGGACGCACCCUUGCUGACUAUAACAUCCAAAAAGAAUCGACUCUGCAUUUGGUGCUCCGGCUGCGUGGUGGUAUGCAGAUAUUUGUGAAAACUCUGACCGGGAAAACCAUUACUCUGGAAGUGGAAAGCUCUGAUACUAUUGAUAAUGUUAAGGCCAAAAUCCAGGACAAGGAGGGUAUUCCCCCAGACCAGCAGAGGUUGAUCUUUGCAGGCAAGCAGCUCGAGGAUGGAAGGACCCUUGCUGACUAUAACAUUCAAAAGGAGUCCACUCUGCACUUGGUGCUCCGGCUGCGUGGUGGUAUGCAGAUAUUUGUGAAAACUCUGACCGGGAAAACCAUUACUCUGGAAGUGGAAAGCUCUGAUACUAUUGAUAAUGUUAAGGCCAAAAUCCAGGACAAGGAGGGUAUUCCCCCAGACCAGCAGAGGUUGAUCUUUGCAGGCAAGCAGCUCGAGGAUGGAAGGACCCUUGCUGACUACAACAUUCAAAAGGAGUCCACUCUGCACUUGGUGCUUCGACUGCGUGGUGGGAUGCAGAUCUUUGUGAAGACUCUGACUGGCAAGACCAUAACGUUGGAGGUGGAGAGUUCGGAUACAAUUGAUAAUGUGAAGGCCAAGAUUCAGGACAAGGAGGGCAUUCCUCCAGACCAGCAGAGGCUCAUCUUUGCCGGUAAGCAGCUCGAGGAUGGGAGGACUCUUGCAGAUUACAACAUUCAGAAGGAGUCUACCCUUCACCUUGUCCUUCGUCUCCGAGGUGGUCUCUGAAUUCUGAAUGAUCCUUGUGGUUCCAUCCUUUUCUGAUCAGUGAACAGUGGCUUUGUUAAGUAUUUUUAUUUUUGAAUUUUCGUACUUGGCUGAUGGAUGAUGGGUCACACUCAGACUAUCUAGUUAAUAAAUAAACAUGCUUUGUAUGUAUCUGCUCUGUUUCUUUUUUGCAUUUGAAAUUUCUGUUAUACAUGCAUCUAUAUUGCUCUAUAAUAUUGUUUUUGUGGUCUGGUUAAAAUCAAAGCAGAGGAUUCGAAUCCGUGGUUGAAAUCGAGUCUAUGUACCCCAAGUUGAAUUAAACUAAGAUGUAAUUGACAUUCCCUUUUGUAUUCCUGGUAGAUGUAAAUGUCGUUUUUACUUCAAUGCAAGAACGUAAACCAGUUUUUCA